UCCACUGUGGUGGUGUACAGAGGCAAAAUUACCAAAACUGUGUCACUGUCCCAAUAUUUAUGGAGCUGACUGUAUCUCCCACAGCAUUACUUGCAAAAGCCAAUGCACUGCAACAAAAACAUGCUAAAGAAAAGGAAGAAGAAGAACUUAGAAAGAUGAAGGAGGUAUGGGAAGUUCAAGCAGAAAUUGCAGCCACCACAGCUAAAAUUGAGUAUCUCAAGAAUGCUGAAAACUCUGUAACGAAUGACAAUGUGGUCACCAAAGAUGAAUGUGUAUUGUCAGGAAAUGUUGAAUAAAACCCCAUCAAGUGCUAAAAACACACAAGAAGUGAGGCCAAAAGACAGUUUUUAUGCACAGCUCUCUACAGCACCAACAGCACCAAGUGUGACUGUGACUUCAAGACAUUCUUAUCCUCAGAACAGUAAUGCAGUUCAACAACCCACUACUGUGAAUAUUGAUUCCAAAUCAUCUGCACAAAUCUCUCAUUCAGCUAGAGCAAGUAGAGAAUCAUCUUCAUCUAUUAUCAUUCAGAGACUUGAUCUUGCUACAAUUCUUCAAAGACAAAACAACCUGACAGACAUGCUUGUGAAACAACAACUUCUUUCCACCUUACCAAGGGGAGAAAUUCCAGUUUUUAAUGGAGAUAUUCUGCAGUACAGGGCAUUGAUGACUGGACACAGUCACCAAUAUGAGGAGUAUCGCUCUCAAACUCCCAUAACAAGCUCAGAGAGAGGUGGCGUACAAAGGCAGUCGAGUUACAAGAACAAAGGAGUCACAAGUUAAAGAUGGUAGACCUUGUCAGCUUCAUUGAAAAACAAGCUAACAUUGUUUCAGACCCAAUAUUUGGUGAUAUCCAAGACUCAAGCCCAAGUAAAGGAAAGCCCAAAGUGCUAUUGAAGCCCAAAUCCAAAGGCAGUUUUGCCACCAAUGUGCAAGUGAAACCACCACAGAGACCAACUAAGGUGUUCACCACCACCAUCAUGCCUCUACUGUAACAAUGGACAUGAAUUGAUGUCAUGCUUGCAGUUUGAAAAGCAGCCACACAGGGAAAAGAUAAACUUCAUAAGACGGAAUGGAAUCUGCUUCGGGUGCUUGACCAAAGAAGGACAUGUGAGUAAAUACUGCACAAAGCAUCUUACCUGCACCAUAUGCAACAAACAGCAUCCAAGUGCACUACACCUCAAACCACUAGAAUCAUCCAAACAAAUUAAGAAAAUGCUUGUGAGUAGCACACAGGUGUCUCUUCAAGAUGGUAAGCAUACUGGAGUCAGAAAAACACAGAACUACGCAGAAUGCCUGCUGUCGAUUGUACCAGUACAGAUUAAAAGUUCAAAAGGAAGUAAGAUUCUGCGCACAUAUGCCUUUCUUGAUCCUGGAAGUUUGGCAAGCUUCUGCACAGAGGAUCUUAUGAAGAAAAUCAACAUUACUGGAAGAAAGACUAACAUUCUUCUUCAAACGAUGAGCCAGGAUAAGUCUGUGCCCUCUUAUAUUGUCAGUGGUUUGGAAGUUUCUUCACUGGAAGAAAAUAACUUUAUUCCAUUGCCUGAAGUCUACACACAACAGAGCAUGCCCGUUGACACCUCUAACAUUCUCACAAAGGAAGAACUGUCUAAAUGGCCUUACCUGAAUAAGGUACAGGUUCUUAGGAUUCCAGCCAAGGUGGAGCUGCUGAUUGGAAGCAACACUCCCAAAGCCAUUGAACCUUGGGAUGUCAUUAAUAGCCAAGGGGAUGGGCCAUAUGCAGUUAAGACCCUACUAGGGUGGGUUGUUAAUGGUCCUUUACAAGGCAAAGCCACAGCAAACAGGUAUAGCUGUGAUGUUGUUGUUGUUGUUAACAGAAUUUCUGUCUCAAACCUGGAAGAAAUGUUGAAACAACAAUACAACCAUGAUUUCAAUGAGAGGUCAAGAGAAGACAAGGCUGAAAUGUCUGUAGAAGACAAAAGGUUCAUCAAGAUUGCAGAUCAGUCAAUCAAGUUGAAAGAUGGACAUUACACUCUUGAUUUACCCUUUAGGAAGAAUGACCCAGUGCUACCUAACAAUUACCAAGUGGCAGAACAGUGACUUCAAAGUUUGAAAAGAAAGUUCAAGAGGAAUGAACAAUUCAAAACCGACUAUACUGAAUUUCUAACUGAAGUCAUAAAUAAGGGCUAUGCUGAAGUAGUACCACAACCAGAGUUGAAAAGAACAGACGGUAAAUUAUGGUACAUCCCACAUCAUGGUGUAUACCAUCCACAAAAACAGACCAUAAGAGUUGUCUUUGACUGUGGUGCCACCUUUCAAAGUAAAUCCCUCAACUCAGAACUUCUUCAGGGUCCUGAUUUGACCAGCACACUUUUUGAUGUCCUCACCAGAUUUUGCCAAGACCCUGUAGCGGUUAUGACAGACAUCAAAGCGAUGUUCCAUCAGGUUAGAGUGUCAAAGGCAGAUGUUGACUCUUUGUGACUCCUCUGGUGGCCAGAGGGUGAUGCCAGUAUGCCUGCUGUGGAACAUUGAAAGCUAGUACAUCUUUUUGGGGCAGUGUCAUCCCCCAGUUGUGCUAACUUUGCUCUAAGACAAACAGCCAAAGAUAGCGAUGACUGUUUUCCAUCCGAGGUAAUAAGCACUGUCGAACAAUUUCUAUGUGGAUGAUUGUUUAAAGUCACUUCGAACAGAGCAUGAAGCAGUAGAGAUGGUAAAAGUCCUUACAUCUCUCUGUCAAACAGGAGGAUUCCAUCUCACAAAAUGGGUGAGUAACAGUUGCACUGUGCUUGCACAUAUUCCAAAUAAGACAGAGCUCAGAAUGUAAAGGAAUUGAAUCUCGACAGGGAAAGGCUUCCCACUGAAAGAGCACUUGGAUUGUUGUGCGUGGAGAAUGAUGUAUUUAAGUUCAAUAUUACUGUUAAGUGCAGAUUCCACACCCGAAGAGACCUACUGUCAGUUGUAAGCACCAUAUAUGAUCCACUUGGAUUUUUGAGUCCAUUCACUCUACCUGCAAAAUUGCUUCUCCAAGUUCUCUGUAGGAGCAAAUGUGGUUGGAAUGAGGAGAUACCACAAGCUGCAGUGGAAAAGUGGACAAAUUGGAUAAAGGAUCUUGAUGAGAUUGUCUGAACUCGGAGUCCUUCUCUGAGUGGACACUCUCGUGGGUGGAUUCUACUAUCUGCCAAUUACCUAUAUUUUACUUAUUCUACUCACUGAAAAAUAAACCUCAAUGAAGAGUCUUCAGUCCUUGGAUGAGAAGAAGCAAACUUUUUUAUUGCAAUAACUACACAACACGUUCAAAUGAGCUCAAAGAAGGUGAUCUGCCGCAGUGGUGACACAGCAAUCUCGCGCAGGAGAGUUGAGUGCCCCCAACAUCUCAAAAUCCCGUCCAUAUAUAUCUGGGCACCUUCUGACGCCUCCUUCUUUUAACUUAUGUCAGCAAUUUUCCAUUAUGUUCAGUUUAGACCCUUUUGACUCCUCCUGUCCCAAUUUACAUAUAUUUCACCAUUUCCCAUAAUCUACUGACUGUUCCUGGAAUCUCCUCCCACUGACCUUUCUUGUCCCGUUGUCUGUUUAUUUCGAAUUCACCCUAUUUUCCAACUGCUCAACCAUCCCAUUUCCCUAAGACUCCAUAUUGGGUUUAUUCUGUUAUCCUCCCAAUUACCCUUAUUUCCAAACUUCCAACCUGGCCUAGUUUAACAUUGAAAAAUAAGUGCUUGUAUAAAAACGCUCACUUCCUCAACUCUCUUCACUUUAUUUCCGUCCCUCAGAUUGAUCGAACUACCCGGGGAAUCACUCUGCUGCAUCGAUCAUGUCUCAGUCUCGUAGACACACAGGAAGAGGCCCUAGGCCUCUGUCAACCCUUGCAGCUGAGCUCGCCCGCUUCUUCGAACACCUGCUAUCUCCGGCGUCCCUAGAGACUUCAUUUCUUCCUCCCCGCAUUGUGCAUCAAAUUCCUACUUCUGAUAAAUCCACACUAACUGUGCCUAACACUCAAGUUAUGCCGCCGGUGCUGACAUAUGACGUAGGCACUCAAACUGUCACCCCGCCGGUGUAUUCUACUUAUGAUGAAGUUUACUCUGAUGUGUUCCAGGCUCCUGAGACCACACUAUCCCGUUCUCCUUCUCCUGGAUAUCACUCUCCUACUGAUUAUUCUCCCACUUCACCCAUUCCGCCCAUUCAGUUUUCCUUUUCCCCUAUCCCUCCUGAGCCUCCAUGCGUCCUUAUUGACUAAAGCAUUCUCUAUAAUCACAUAUCAUGUAUUUCUAUCAUGUUAAGUAAACCAUCUAUGUUCUUAAACCUCAUGUUUUGAGUGUGGUUUGUGAACGUGGUAUUUGAGCGUGGUUACUACGUGCAUACUAAUGCCAGCAUAAUCAUUAUGGGCUUUCAGCGUAGGUAUUAUAUAAAGCUUUAGCUUUAUUAAAAGCCAACUAAUAUUAACUAUUUUAAGCAUUAUUAUUAUUAUUUAUUUUUUUGUAAAUUUAUUUUAUUUUUAUGACUUGUCUCAACAUCAUUAUGUGGAGAAGAACUGCACAGGGUGGUGGAUGUCUUUUAGGAGUAUUUGAUAUGGAGUUUAUCUCUGGGUGAAUACUGGUGGAGUGAACAAGAUCAUAUUUGG
This is a messenger RNA of Pangasianodon hypophthalmus (striped catfish), 4576 nucleotides long. RefSeq lists its product as uncharacterized. Lineage: Eukaryota; Metazoa; Chordata; Actinopteri; Siluriformes; Pangasiidae. The record is from RefSeq and is a predicted model, not a curated record. The coding region runs from base 3770 to 4192 and encodes 140 amino acids. The transcript has 2 exons.